GUUCGAAAACACAGAAUUUAUUCGGUUCCAGCACGUGCGCGGUUUUUGAUUUCUGGUAAUUUAUUUAUUAAAAAAACUAAGAAAAAUGUCAAGCCCGGAGCGUGAUGAGCCACUACUCUACAUGGAGGAGCAUCGUGUCAAACAGGACCCGCACGACUAUGGCCUGGCAGAUGAGGUGUUUACCAUGGAACUGUUCAAAAACAAAAUGCAAAUUGUCAUUGUGAAGAACGACGAGGAUGGUCUGGAAUUCGACUUGAUUGGUGUUUACCCCGCCAUAGCCAAUGCCUUCCGCCGUCUUAUGCUGAGCGAAGUGCCCAGCAUGGCCAUCGAGAAGGUGUACAUCUACAACAACACUUCGAUCAUCCAGGACGAGGUCCUGGCCCAUAGAAUGGGUCUGCUGCCGCUGCGAGCUGAUCCCCGUCUGUUCGCUUAUCGCACAGAGGAAAGCCCCGAAGCGGGUACCGAACAGGACACGCUGGAAUUCGAACUGAAAGUGAAGUGCAGCCGCCGACGAGACGCCGGAAAAGAUCAGACGAACUUUGAUGAUAUUUACAAAAACCACAAGGUCUACUCUGGCCACUUAAAGUGGCUUCCCAAGGGCAAGCAGGCACAGAUCUACACCGAAAGCGCCGUGGGCUGCAUCCACGAAGACAUUCUGAUUGCACAGCUGCGACCUGGCCACGAGCUGGAUUUGCGAUUGGUAGCCGUCAAGGGUAUAGGCCGUGAUCAUGCCAAAUUCUCGCCGGUGGCCACGGCCACGUACCGAUUGCUGCCGGAAAUCAGGCUCAAUCGGGAGGUUUCCGGCAAGGAUGCCUAUCUCCUGCAGAGCUGCUUUUCGCCCGGAGUGAUAGGGAUCAACGAGAACGAGUGCGCCUACGUGAAAGAAGCGCGUUACGACAGCUGCAGCCGGAAUGUGUAUCGUUAUCCGCAGUUGAAAGAUGCCGUAACCUUGGCGAGAGUGCGUGAUCACUACAUCUUUACGGUGGAGUCCGUGGGUGCGCUGAAGCCGGAAGUUAUCUUUCUGGAGGCCGUCAAGGUGCUAAAAAAGAAGUGUCGUGCGUUUAUUGACGAAAUUGAAGCGGAAUAGUUGUUUAUUUAGUUAUUUAAAGAAAUAUAAACUUAUAUGUAUGUACAUAAGA
Drosophila serrata is the source of this 1139-nucleotide messenger RNA. It is a transcript of the gene Polr1C, whose product is annotated as RNA polymerase I and III subunit C. Gene Ontology annotation, biological process: DNA-templated transcription. Gene Ontology annotation, cellular component: RNA polymerase III complex; RNA polymerase I complex. Gene Ontology annotation, molecular function: protein dimerization activity. NCBI's taxonomy places the organism in Eukaryota, Metazoa, Arthropoda, Insecta, Diptera, Drosophilidae. The record is from RefSeq and is a predicted model, not a curated record.